AUGGCAAGAUCAGAUGAGGUAAUUGUUCUUAGCCAACAUAAGUACACCCUUAGCAUCCUUAAAAACACCAAUUUCGCUGAAUCUAAGCCUACCUCUUUUCUUUUGGAAUCCAACCUAAGACUUAGUAGCUCAGAUGGGGAGUUGCUCGAGGAUCCCACGAGCUAUAGAAGGCUUAUAGGGAGAUUGAUGUACCUCACCAUCUCGUGCCCACACAUCACUUUUAGCCAAUUUCUAUCCCAACCUCGCACUAUACAUCUUCAUGCCCUUCAUCAUUUGCUGCGGUACAUCAGAGGCACUGUAGGUCAAGGCUUGCUUUUUUCGAAAAGCUCAGAGAAGAGACUAAUGGCUUAUGUGGAUGCGGAUUGGGCAGGUUGCCUGGAUACUAGACAGAAUGUCACUGGGUUCUAUGUGUUCAUUGGAGAUUCUCUUGUUGCAUGGCGAUCGAAAAAGCAAAUUACAGUCUCCAGAUCAUCCAUAAAAUUCGAGUAUCAGGCCAUGGCAGCAGCUGCUGCUGAACUCACAUGGUUAAAGGGCCUCCUGUUUGACUUUUAA
Messenger RNA from Arachis duranensis, 552 nucleotides. RefSeq lists its product as uncharacterized. The transcript has a single exon. The record is from RefSeq and is a predicted model, not a curated record. Lineage: Eukaryota; Viridiplantae; Streptophyta; Magnoliopsida; Fabales; Fabaceae. The coding region runs from base 1 to 552 and encodes 183 amino acids.